Molecule: messenger RNA, 489 nt
Organism: Medicago truncatula (barrel medic)
Lineage: Eukaryota; Viridiplantae; Streptophyta; Magnoliopsida; Fabales; Fabaceae
Exons: 1
Coding region: 1-489 (162 amino acids)
Source: RefSeq, a predicted model, not a curated record
AUGUGUGUUGAAACAGUUGACUACUCGGUUAUUGUGAACAAGGACAUGGUAGGUCCUAUCAUCCCAAGGAGAAGAUUACGGCAAGGUGACACUUUGUCACCAUAUUUGUUUAUUCUUUGUGCUGAAGGUUUGUCUGCUUUGAUUAGAAGUGCUGAAUUAAGAGGAGAACUUCAAGGGAUUCAAAUUUGCAUUAAUGCUCCUGUAGUCUCUCAUUUACUCUUCGCAGAUGAUUGUUUUCUCUUCUUCAAAGCAGAUGAGAAUCAGGCAAAUGUGAUGAAGCAAAUUUUAUUGAAGUACGAGGAAGCUUCAGGGCAAGCGAUUAGCCUCCCCAAAUCAGAAAUUUUUUACAGUAAGAAUGUUGAACAACCUCUUCAACAGGUUAUCACAAGCAUACUAGGCGUGCGUACGGUUUUAGGUACCGGAAAGUAUCUUGGCCUGCCAUCUAUGGUUGGGCGUAGCAAAAAAGCAACUUUUAGUUUUAUCAAGUAG